This is a messenger RNA of Chanos chanos (milkfish), 2331 nucleotides long. RefSeq names its product N-acetylated alpha-linked acidic dipeptidase like 2 (gene naaladl2). The transcript has 13 exons. The record is from RefSeq and is a predicted model, not a curated record. NCBI's taxonomy places the organism in Eukaryota, Metazoa, Chordata, Actinopteri, Gonorynchiformes, Chanidae. The coding region runs from base 1 to 2331 and encodes 776 amino acids.
AUGGCGUACAGGAAGGUGCGUCCGGGUCACGGAGACCCCCUCCACCCCCAGGACCCAGAGAGUGAAGAGUUACAGGCCCCCUCUUUGGAGCUGGAAUGGGAUAUGGAGAAAGAGCUGGAAGAGCCAGGUCUGGACCGCUUCCAGCUGGAGUGUGUGGAUCGCCGACCUGUGGGCAACUCCACCGUAGGACGUACCGACCCAGAUCUGGAACCUAUCCAACCCUCCGUUUCCCCGCACGGCCGCUUCGAGCGGCUUCAGGAGGAUCCCAACUACGUGUCCCGCUUCACCAGGUCCACGCCCAAAAGCCAGAGACGCAACUACAGCUGCCUGGCUAAGUGCCUCCUGGCAGGGGCUGGCAUCUUUAUCCUGGGACUGCUGAUUGGUCGUUAUACCCACAGUGUAAAUGACCAAUCAGAAAGACAGCCUGUAGACUCUGACCUGUUGCAGAAAGUGCUGCAAGGUAUCACUGCUGAGGAGAUCCAGGCUCUACAAAGAGAAUUUAGAGCCAUAACCGAUAAAAGUGAAGAGACCAAGGCAAGGAGUGUGGCUCAGCAUUGGAUGAAGCUGGGCCUGAAAGACGUGAACUUGUACAACUACACAGUUCUCCUCAGCCAGCCCGGAUCCUACCCUAACACCAUCGUAGACAAAACGACCAACCAAUGUUAUCUGCCCAGUGGGGAGAGAUGUGAAUCCAAGGAUUUUACUUCCAAUACCGAGGAGCAGCAUUUGGCUUUUGCAGCCUAUUCUGCUGUUGGCAGCAUAGAGGCAGAGGUGGUGGACGUACAAUAUGGAAGUACUGAGGACUUCAAACAAAUCCGAGCCACGAUGAAUGUCACCAGCAAAAUAGCGUUACUGAAAAUUGGACAGGCACCUUUACUCUACAAGCUCUCCCUCCUGGCUGAGAUGGGUUUUGGGGGUGUGUUACUUUAUGUGGAUCCAUGCGAGGCUCUGGGUGACCAGACAGUCCUGCAGAAGGCUUUUGGAGUGACACUUAACCCAGGGGGUGACCCCUCCACCCCAGGCUACCCCAGUGUUGCUGGAAAUUACAGGGAACAUCGCCCUAAUCUUACAUCUUUGUUGGUGCAGCCAAUUUCAUCAUCCUUAGCCCGAGAGCUGCUGUCUGCCCCUGCCGCAGGGCAAGGGAGACCCUGCAUCCCUUUUGUCAUGUCUUUGGCUUCAGGUAAAAAGAUUGUGAGGCUUACUGUUGGGAAUCAAGCGUCAUAUAAGACAGUGUUUAAUGUCAUCGGGUAUCUAAAAGGAAAAACAAAUCCAGAUCGAUACGUGCUGAUGGGCAGUCGCCAUGGCAGCUGGUAUGACGGCUCUCUGGCAGACUGGCAGGGCGGCGCUGCCAUUCUGACUCAUAUCAUCUCCACCCUAAUGAUGCAGACUCGCUCCGGAUGGCACCCCGACCGAACCAUCCUCUUCUGCUCCUGGGGAGGUUCUGAUCCGGGCAGCAUCGGCUCUUUCGAAUGGGGAGAGGAGAAUGGUGUAGCUCUCCAGAGCAGAGCAGUGGCCUAUGUCGGUCUCCACAGCCCCAUCCGUACCGGCAACUCCCUGCAGGCCACAGCUUCCCCCUCGGUCCGACAACUGGCCAUCGAUAUCCUCAAGAGGCAGCAGCUGAAAUGUGGUGGAGCAGGAGGUUGCCCUGGUCCAAAUGUCAGCUCCCUGCAGACCCCUGGGGACACAAACUUCUUCGCAAAUGUUCUUGCUGUCCCCACCGUGGAGUUCACAUCUGCUACAGCCCGCACAGCAAAGGCUGCAGGUUUUCUCCCUGAGGUCUUCUAUCCCUCUGAACCAGGGGCAGGAGAGAUGUUGGAUCCGUCUUUCAGACUUCAUCAGACUGUUGCCAAGAUGACAGCUGAAGCCCUUUUGCGACUCAGUACUGAUCCUGUUCUUCCAUUUUACCCACUGGACAUUGCCUUGGACAUUCAGAACAAACUCAAAGAUGACCCUUUGGCCAACAGUGAGCUGCUGGCGUUGGCGGCUUCUUUGAGGGACAGCUCAGAAUUCUUCCAGUCAGAGGUCAUGCGGCCUGCCAACGAUCCCAAAGAGCGGGAUCCUGCCCAUGUGCGCAUGCUGAACGACGCUCUGAGGGAUCUGGAGAAAAGCUUCCUCGUUCCAAAUCCACCACCUGGCUUUUACCGGAACAUUCUUUAUGGCUUGACCGCACAGUCUUCUCAGUUUUCCAUACUGAAGGAUGCCUGGGAGAUCCAGAAACACAGCGCUGUGAACCAGUCUUUGACUCUAGUCUCCAACGCCAUCAACUCUGCCAAGAUCACAGUUCAGUGCGGCCUUGAUCUCUUCCAGAACAACCCAGACAACAGCCAUUGA